Messenger RNA from Carassius carassius (crucian carp), 2413 nucleotides. RefSeq names its product cell adhesion molecule 1-like. Gene Ontology annotation, cellular component: neuron projection; plasma membrane; synapse. The record is from RefSeq and is a predicted model, not a curated record. Bases 63 to 1397 code for a protein of 444 amino acids. NCBI's taxonomy places the organism in Eukaryota, Metazoa, Chordata, Actinopteri, Cypriniformes, Cyprinidae. Gene Ontology annotation, molecular function: signaling receptor binding. The transcript is spliced from 12 exons. Gene Ontology annotation, biological process: detection of stimulus; susceptibility to natural killer cell mediated cytotoxicity; cell recognition.
GACGCGCACUCGCUCAGCCCCCGUUGCUCUAGGUGAAGCUCAACUCACUCACGAGCUUCAGAAUGAAGCAGGUGUCCAACAUGGCGAACACGAGCAACGGAUCUCUCGCAACUCUCCUCGUUUUUUUCACCAUUUCGGCAGCUAUCCACACAGGAGCUGCUCAGGUCUCAGUCCAAAGCCAGAAUCUCAUAGCGGACAACAUCUCUGUAGUGGAGGGAGAGACUGCCAUCAUAAGCUGUCGAGUCAAAAACAAUGACGACUCCGUCAUUCAGCUCCUCAACCCCAACAGACAGACCAUCUACUUCAGAGAUGUCAGACCCCUGAAGGAUGCUCGAUUCCAGCUGGUCAAUUUCUCAGACAACGAGCUGCGUGUGUCGUUAUCCAACGUGUCUCUCUCAGACGAGGGAAGAUACGUGUGCCAGCUCUAUACAGACCCCCCACAGGAAGCCUACGCCGACAUCACUGUGCUAAUCCCACCAGGAAACCCAAUCAUAGAGUCCCGCGAGGAUAUCGUCAGAGAGGGCAACGAGACAGAGAUAACCUGCACCUCCAUGGGCAGCAAACCCGCUGCAACGAUCAGAUGGAUGAAAGGAAACAAAGAGCUGCAGGGCAAAUCAAAAAUGGAGACCACAUCUGACAGGAUGUUCACUGUGACUAGCUGGCUGAGGUUUACUGUCAUGAGAGAGGAUGAUGGAGUUCCUGUGGUUUGCAUUGUCGACCAUCCAGCUGUCAAGGACUUCCAGACGCAGAAGUACCUGGAAGUACAAUAUAAACCUGAGGUGACGAUCAAGGUGGAGUUUCCGCAGGGCCUGAUUAGAGAGGGCGAGAAUCUGGAACUGAAAUGUCAGGCUAAAGGCAAACCACAGCCUCAUCAGGUGAAUUGGGUGAAGGUGGAUGAUGACGUGCCAUCUCACGCGGUUAUCACCGGCUCAGAUCUCUACAUCGGAAACCUCAACAAGUCUUACAACGGCACUUACCGGUGUGUGGCAUCCAAUUCUGUGGGCGAAACGUACGCUGACUACAUCCUUUAUGUACGCGAUGCCCUUACCACAACCCCUAAACCCACAACCACCACCACCACCACCAUCGCCACAACCUCCCCUCCAGACAUCACACAAGACGCUGCGCCUAGCACUGAAGCCGCAGCUCACGAUUCACAAGCGGACACAGAAGCACAGAGAUUGGAUCAUGCGGUUAUCGGAGGAGUGGUGGCCGUUGUGGUCUUCGCCAUGUUGUGUCUUCUCAUUGUUUUGGGACGAUACUUUGCAAGACACAAAGGCACCUACUUCACACAUGAAGCCAAGGGGGCAGAUGAUGCAGCGGACGCCGACACAGCCAUCAUCAACGCCGAAGGGGGCCACAACAACUCGGACGAGAAGAAAGAGUACUAUAUCUGAGUCCCGAGGCCUCUGUUGUUCUUACUAUUUAGUUUUGUUUUGGGCGGGAUGGGGCGGGGCAUGGGGAAACUGUGGGAGAGUUUUUGUUUAUUUGUUUGAUUUUCUUUCCUGGGGAUUGAAUGAAGUAGAAUGCUAUAUGGGCAGCUGAGAAGAUGUAGGUAUUUGUGUUAUACAAUGGGAUCAGGGUCGGGGGUGGGGUUUGGGGUGGGCAGGAUACCAGACGUUGCCAGAUAUGAGUGUAGAAAGCAUCAACACACAGCACCUCCCCAACUGCUGGUAUUUUUCAUUCAUUUCUUGACCAUUUGCAGAAAAUUCUGUGCCUUGCUCUGAAUUUCUUUUCUUAGUCAUGCUUUAAAAGCCAUCCAUCGUGUCACACCCAAACCCCCCUCCCUGAAAACACACAUACACCACCAUCUCUGACUUCACUAUAUCAGCUUUCCUAUGAAGGUACAUGAGCGCACACCUCAAUACAUUCCCACAUACUGUGGGCAUCUCCAUCAAAACAUCAUGUCCUCUGUACUAAGCAGGCCUAAUCACAUGACAGCAUUUUGAUUUACUCAAGUCAGCAGCAUCAUGAAGGGAAGUACAAGCAGCUUCCUUCCUUCCAGUCCCCCAAUAAGUUGAUGUGACCGGCGGAGAAUUGAUCUUGAACGUUGCACCUGUUUUCAUUCUGACAGGCUGCAUCUGCAUCGCUGCAGAAUGAUUAUAUCUUCGGUUUAAUUCAGUUUUAUUUUUGUUUUUUUAUACUGAAUGUGCCAGUACAUUUGAAGAAUUGCCACCGCUCAGAAUGAGCAUAGGUGCAGACAAACACUUCCUGCUACACUGCACCUUCGGAGGCUUCUCAUCUCGUUCUGCUCAGCUACACACAACCGAAAGCCCUUGCAGGUAUUUAUUGUUUUGGUAUAACGAUGUCUUAGGUUUCCUCGGCAUUUUCAUCCAGAAAUGUUUUCGCACAUGCCAUAAUGACGAAACAGUCGCCGUCACUGAAAAAGGUCUAAAUGCUAUGGCUUAUGUUU